Lentinula edodes (shiitake mushroom) is the source of this 516-nucleotide messenger RNA. Its product is annotated as acyl-CoA N-acyltransferase. The record is from RefSeq and is a predicted model, not a curated record. NCBI's taxonomy places the organism in Eukaryota, Fungi, Basidiomycota, Agaricomycetes, Agaricales, Omphalotaceae. The coding region runs from base 1 to 516 and encodes 171 amino acids. Gene Ontology annotation, molecular function: N-acetyltransferase activity. The transcript is spliced from 6 exons. Gene Ontology annotation, biological process: protein acetylation.
AUGUCAGGUUUUCUCAUACGACCUGCGACGCCAGAGGAUGCGGACAAUAUCCUUCAACUCAUUGUCGAUCUGGCUGUAUACGAGAAAGCGCCAGACGCAGUGAAGGCAACCCCAGACCUUCUUCGCCAAAAUUUAUUUGAAAAGCAGUACGCGCACGCGUUGCUUGCUAUGAACGGGGACAAACCUGUCGGACUAGCUCUGUACUUUUUCAAUUACUCAACUUGGACCGGCAGACCAGGACUGUAUCUGGAAGACCUUUAUGUUGCUCCUGAAUACAGAAAACUAGGCCUCGGAAAAGCAUUCUUUGGCGAAUUGGGAAAAAUUGCGAAAGAAACGAACUGUGCGCGUAUGGACUGGUCCGUCCUCAAGUGGAACCAGCCCUCGAUCGACUUUUAUGAAAAGAAACUUGGUGCAAAACCUAUGUCCGAAUGGCUGGGCAUGAGGCUCGAGGAAGAUGGGAUCGACGGUUUGCAGAGUCUUGUGCUAGAAGCGGGCCCUUCGGGGUCCACUGCCUAA